Messenger RNA from Mucor velutinosus, 1263 nucleotides. RefSeq lists its product as uncharacterized. Bases 1 to 1263 code for a protein of 420 amino acids. Lineage: Eukaryota; Fungi; Mucoromycota; Mucoromycetes; Mucorales; Mucoraceae. Gene Ontology annotation, molecular function: sphingomyelin phosphodiesterase activity. The record is from RefSeq and is a predicted model, not a curated record. The transcript is spliced from 4 exons.
AUGUCGACGACAAACGAUACGCUGAAUGUACUGUCCUUCAACUGCUGGGGUCUUGUUGUAGUGGCCAAACACCGAGAAUUUCGAUUACGAGCCAUCGCUACAGCACUGCAACACCAGAAUUGCGAUAUCAUUACAUUGCAGGAAGUGUGGGUGCAGAAGGACUUCGAAUACAUUCAAGAAGCCGUCAAACAAACACUUCCAUACACCAAAUACUUUUACAGUGGUGCGUUGGGCAGUGGUUUAGCUAUUCUGUCUCGAUUUCCCAUCAUCUCCACCUCCUAUCACCGUUAUGCCUUGAAUGGAAAGCCCCUCAAAUUUUGGCAUGGCGAUUAUUAUGUCGGCAAAGGCGUGGGAUCAGCGCUCGUCGACCAUCCAGCCAUUGGAUUAUUGGAGGUAUUCAACACGCAUUUACAUGCUGGGUAUGGGCCGAAAGCUCAAUACACGGCGCACCGUGCCACAGAGUGCUGGCAACUAGCCAAUAUCUUGCGACAGUCUGCUGCUAUGGGAAGACAGAUUGUGAUGUCGGGUGAUUUCAACAGUGUACCAAGCUCUUUCAACUAUCGACUGAUUCGAGAUCAUGGAUUCAUGUCAGAUUCAUGGCUUCAACUUCAUGGAGAGCCGGAUGCAACUCAAUUUGAUAUGGACAACAUCACAGAAGAUGCCUAUACGCAAUAUUUUGGAUUCACUUGCAACUCGCCCUACAACACCUUCUCCCGCUAUUACGAUCAUGGAGACAGCACCAAUGCCAAAAAGUUGCUGGGAAAAAGACUCGAUUACAUAUUUUACCGUCAUUCACCACAGCUGACAUGCAUUGAAUCCAAAGUAGUGCUGACAGGCCUAGUGCCUGAUUCAAGCAUGAGUUAUUCAGAUCAUUUUGGCGUCGUCUCUGUCUUUUCAACCACACCAUCACCACACGCUCAACAACAAGAAAAGGAGAUGGCACCUAUACCCUCUUUGCUGUGCCAUCCCAACUACACUCAUUUACAGCCAUCGAUUGUACAAGAGAUCUUGGAUGAACUGAGGCAGGAUCGAGACAAAGCCAAAGAACAUGCUCACACAUUGCUCUAUGCGUUUGCGCUUUGUGUACUGUUACAAAUUGUAUUUUACAUAUUAAUUGUUGUGCUACCAACAACGUUAAGUUACCAUGGCACAUUGCCGAUUAUCUUGGUCACUGUCUUUGAUGGUGCUCUCAUGAAUCUUACAUCCCUACUGAUACCCCUGUUUCAUCAACGAAAUAGAGACACUUCAACACAAUCUGGAUGA